This is a messenger RNA of Olea europaea var. sylvestris, 725 nucleotides long. RefSeq names its product calmodulin-like. The transcript is spliced from 2 exons. The record is from RefSeq and is a predicted model, not a curated record. Lineage: Eukaryota; Viridiplantae; Streptophyta; Magnoliopsida; Lamiales; Oleaceae. Bases 74 to 544 code for a protein of 156 amino acids. Gene Ontology annotation, molecular function: calcium ion binding.
CUCAAACGUCAGUUGACACCGUUUCAUAAAAAAUCUUGUCCUUUCAUAAUUUCUUGGUAUUUCCCGAACAAAAAUGUGUCCAUCGGGAACCGCAUCGGACCGCCGUGAAACAACCGGAAAAGCCAAUUUGCGAUCAGCAUUCGAUGUUCUUGACGCCGAUAGCGACGGAAAGAUUAGCCACGACGAUCUCCGGGCUUUUUACGGAGGGUUUUCUGGCCCCGGGGAUUCCAAUGAGGAUGAUAUAAAGUCUAUGAUAUCCAUGGCGGAUUUUAACAAGGAUGGAUAUGUGGAAUAUGAAGAAUUUGAGAAGGUGUUGAAUGGGAAAAACGGUAGAAAUGGGAGAUGGGUUGUAAUGGAAGAUGCUUUUCGGGUUAUGGACAAAGAUGGAGAUGGGAAAGUGGGCCGUGAGGAUUUGAAAAGUUACCUUAAAUGGGCCGGGUUUGAGGCCCAUGAUGAAGAUGUUGAAGCCAUGAUCAGGUUGGCCGGUGGAGAUGAAAAUGAUGGGGUUACAUUUCAGGGUCUGCUCAAGGUUUUGGCUUUUUGAUUUUUCUCAACUGGGGCACAAUCAAGGCAGAACUUUUACUUGUUCAAAUAAGCAAUAAGGCGAAACAGGAUCGUCUGCAAGUGCAAGACAACCCUAGGCAAACAUUUUUGUCUAUUUAUUGUUUUUUAUUUAUAAUUGUUGAACAAUUUUCUUAAUUGUUGAGAUGAUUCUGUUCUGACCA